Molecule: messenger RNA, 8607 nt
Organism: Varanus komodoensis (Komodo dragon)
Lineage: Eukaryota; Metazoa; Chordata; Lepidosauria; Squamata; Varanidae
Gene: RNF169
Product: ring finger protein 169
Exons: 7
Coding region: 1-3066 (1021 amino acids)
Biological process (GO): double-strand break repair
Cellular component (GO): nucleus; site of double-strand break
Molecular function (GO): ubiquitin-protein transferase activity; nucleosome binding
Source: RefSeq, a predicted model, not a curated record
AUGGAGCGCCUCAGGAGCAGCCGCCUCUCCGCCCUGGUUCGGAGGGAGCAGCGUCCGGCUCCUGGAAUUCCACAUCAGGCGCAAGCGGAUCCAGCACGCCUGCGGCCCACCCGCCCUGGUGCUCCAGUCCCGGCACGACUUCGCCCCGUUCGGACCCCAUUGCAAGGAGCUCCACCGGUGCGCGUCCCCCCAGCGGGCCUCAGGGGAGUCCCAGGCCAGAGAGGAGAGCGGAGAGGCCCUGGAAGAGGCGGCGGAACAGAAGAAGGGGAGGAGCAGGAAGAGGCUGCGGCCGAGAGCCUCGGAGACCUGGGGGAGCAGGCUCAGUGGCCGGAUGCUGAGCCCAGGAGGCGUCUCCUGCACAAGCCCAGGCUGAGGCCAUGGACCCCCUGGGGAAAGUGGAGAGCCAGCAGGGGAGACGCCCUGGCCCCUGCCCUGUCCAUCCGGGCCCUCACCCGCAUCCCCUUGUCGAGAUGGGGAGGGGCAGCCGCUCCUCCGCAUGGAGGAUGCCCAGGGGAAGCAUCAGGAGGAGCAGGCGCAGGCUCAGAGGAUCCCCCCAGAGACCAGUCAGAGCUGCCCCCCAACAUCAGCCAAAGUGGGGGAACGACGUCCCGGCUGGACACGGAGGAGCCAUCACCCUGCCCGGCCACCAAAGCCAGGCGUCCUGCCACAGUCCGGGGGACGAGUGGCGGCUGGGAGGCCAGGACAGAGGCGCCCCGGAGGAGCCUCCCGCAGAAGGGGCCUCUGCAGCAAUCCGUGGGGACGUGGCGUCGGAGCGAAGGCCGCGGCACGCAGGGUCCGGGGGCUCUCUCUUCUUCCAAGGAGCCCCUGCUGGGGAGGCCCCCGGGGCCCCCGGGAGGCAGACCCGAAGCCGCGGCCAGCAAGAGUCCGCCGCGGGCUGGCAGGACGCAGCUCCAGAUGGUUGAGUGCCAGCGCAAGAGCUGUUUGCCGCCACGGCCCCGGGAAGGGCCCGGACCCUCCCUGCGAUCGGCUGCAGGGCACGAACGGCGGCGAGGGGGUGCCCUGGGGAGCGAGGGGAGAGGAGGGGAGAUCGGGACGCUCGGCCUCCCCUUCCCCAUCACCCAAGGGCCGCGGAGAGCAGUGCCAGCCUCCCUUCGGAAGGCCCGAGCGGCCCUUGGCAGCCUCAAGCGGCGCCUGAAGACGGGCGAGGGGGCCCCCCAGCCACGCGGCCACCGGCCUGCCGCCCAGCCCGCCCCAGGGGGCCCGAAGGCUCCCCCCACGGCCCCUCCUGCUGCCAGGGGAGCCCUCCUGGCUCGGGUGCCGAGGGGAGGUGAGGCCUCCGGGUCCGACGAGGGGCUUCUCGGCGCGGAAGGAGCGGCCAUCAUCGGGGCGAACCUGGAGAGGAGGCUGCACCUGCGGGAGGGGCUGGUGACCUGGGGGCAGAGCCAAUUCUCUGGUUCCACAGACUUCAUAUUCAGAGCGCCGAUCACAUUAAGCAAGGCCGGAGAGCUUCAUGAGGAAUAUAAGAGCCAGCUGCGAAAGCUAAGGGAAGAAAAACUGCAAGAAGACAGAACCCCUGAGGAUUUUCUUCACAGGCUGAUUCCGGAGGACCCUGAGACGGGGAGGAGGAAAACAGAAGAGCAGAAGAGGGAGGAGUCCUUCAUGGCCAGGAUGACCCAAGAGCGUUUUCCUGAGCGCCUCUCCGAUUCUGAGAAUGAGGAACCGUUCCAGGCCAAACCUGCACAUCGGUCGGCUUUUGUCUCCAAGGGCAGUGCCGGCUCAGUCCCGCUGCUGGCUGGGCACUUGAGUUCCAAGGUCGAAAGGAGCCAGAGCUGCAACGAUACCUUUCGGGACAGAUCCAAGAGCAGGCAGCAGUGCGCCACCAUCCGAACAAAGGCAAACCUGUUAACGGGCGCGUCGACCCCCCUUGUCGGGGUUCUCUCAUCCACCCAGAACAACCGCUGCCUCUCGGCCCCAGACCUGACCGCCGAUAAGCGCCUCGGUCUAGGCACCGCCGCCUCGAUCCCGCUCCUCCAGAAGCCGGAGCGCUCCAUCAGCCCCGAGAGCAACGACAGCAUCUCGGAAGAGCUCAACCAUUUCAAACCGAUUGUGUGCUCCCCGUGCACCCCCCCAAAGCGGCUUCCUGACGGCCGGGUGUUGAGUCCUCUAAUCAUCAAGUCUACUCCGAGGAAUCUGACCAGGAGCCUGCAGAAACCAACCACCUAUGAAACAAGUCCCCGGAUUCUGAAAAAAUGGGAGCAAAUAUUCCAGGAACGCCAGAUCAAAAAGACACUUUCGAAAGCUACCCUGACCUCCCUGGCCGCAGAGACGGGCGAAGAGUUCCUGACUCCCAACGUAAGUCUGCUUGUCAAAGAGCCGCCGCAGCUGCCAAGCGAUCUCCUGCCGCCAGAUACAGUCACACACAUGCCGGCCGACUUGGACUCUUUCCCCUCCAUCUGCCUGGCCAAGCUGGAAAGUGCCGGCAAUAUCAAGAGGGAGUUGGAGGCGGCGGCAGCGGGCACGGCUCCCACCGUACCCGUGGCCAGGCCCAGCAAAAACACCCUGAAUGCCGGAAUUUCGGACGUCUCCGAUACAAAAGCAGCGUUGCGUCUGGCCGGGUCUUGCCUCAACGUGGAUGCCAGAGCAGUGCCUCGGAAAGUAAUCAGAGCCGCCUCGACUUUUCCAGAGAAUGGCUUGCUCAGCACUCCUGUCAAGGUGGCGGGGAGGAAGCGGCUCAAAUACCUGAACGACAGCGAACUGAGCAGCUUGCAGAACGGCCUGUGCGUGGAGAGACCCGUCGGCGACCCCUCGUCCCUGAGGCGGGGGCGAAAGAGACAGUGCAAAAUGAAGCACCUGGAGCAGGCUGGCGCCAUCAAGAGACUAAGGCAGGCGGACUGCCACAGGGUGGGGGCUGCCUCCCCUCCCCCGAGGAGGAGGAGGAAGAGGAGGAGGGAGGUGCAGCAAGAGCUGCAGCAGGAGGAGGAAGACCGGAGGCUGGCCUUGCAGCUGCAGCGGAAGUUUGAGCGCGAGAACAGGACCGUGGCAAGUCAGAGAGGGAGAGCGGAUCAGUAUUUCUUGCGGUCCAAGAGUACUUCCGGUGCAAAGUAGCACUUGCUGAACAAGGUUGCCUUUUUAGAUAAUGUGAGCUUGAUCAAAAGAAUCUGAGAAGGAUGGAGAGCUGUUUGGUCACCUUGCUUCCCCUCCUCCCAUUAGGCUUUCCCUUUCGCAAGGUAAGAGGAGUGAGUCCCGGCUCCCACUGGAGCCGGGGUCUUUCCACGAACAUCCGCCACGCGCUCUUCCUGCUGGGCCUGCUUCUGAGACUCUGCCUCUCCUUGCAGAAGCAGGCCCACGGCCCGCCCUGCGCGGAAGGACGCCGGCUCCCAUCUGCUGCCGAGUCACCCCAGUAUGCAAAUGCUUCAGGCAUCCCCGUGAGCCUGGGGCGGAGGGUGAGCAGCUGUGGGUCGGGGUCUUUUGGGGACGGCUGUUUCUGUCAUGACUGCAACCUCAGGAGCAGCCUUCAGCUGGGAAGGCGGCCGGCCGGUUGAACAGCGGACACGCAGAAAUGCAUUCACACAUACCAUCUGUUUCUGAAUCUGUGGUCCGGGGAACAGCAGGGUACGCGGGGCGCUGGGUGCGCUGUCUGCCUCGCAUGCCCAGCUCAGUCAGUCUGGCCCAGGAAGGCCUCUUUUGGUGGACUGCAUUUCCACAGACUUUCCGAACUUAAGACCCGCCCUGGUUGGGUCAGGCCAGCUGUGUGGAAAGGGCAAGGCCCCCUGUUCUGGGCGAGACGGAAUCGGGGGCAGCCAGCUUCCUCUCGCCAGCACGGCAUUGCCCCCAUCUUCCUCGUCAUGUUCUCUGUGCAGCCAGGCUUAACAUCCUCGGGGAUAAAACCCGCGGGAAGCGUUGCACUUUUCAGAAGAGGGGUGAUGCUCGGAAUGACUUCCGUGGCUGGAGACGUGUGCAAAGGUUCGUGUGAAUGAGAUGACUGGGGUGCCCGGAAGCCCUUCAGCCCUCCAGGGUGUGGUUUCGGUGGCUGUUGAGCGGCAGCGGUCUGGUGCAGGGGCUCAGACUGCCCAUCCCGGGCUUGAAUUAGGAAUGGGCCAGAGCGAGUGCGUACUUCCGGCCCGCCCGCCUGCAGUGUUUCCCCGGUGAACAGAUUCAAAGGUCCUCGCAAGGUCGUUUGCGUGUUAUCAAGUCCUGGGAAGCACUUUCUUGUAUUUUAAGGGCAUCGUAGCUGUUACGGCAUUACGGGAUAGGAAGGCAUCCGCGGAUCUGGUUCAUGAGCCUUUCAAGCGGAAACUCCCAUGGUGACCCUUUCAGAGCAGCCGCUUGAAUCCCCUGGCACACGGUGGGAGUGGGGCCCUGGGGGCUUCCUGGAGAGCCCCUCCGGACAAAGAUGGCAGGACAUGCUGGCAUUGCGGCUCCUCCACGUUCACCGCUUCAAAGCUAUGAAAAUGGGAAAUGGGAAGCCACAAACAGCAGACCAGUCUAAUCGCUACUUAAAGGGAGGCAGACCUAGUGUCUUGAGAGUCAAGGAACAGAAUCCUUUAGACUAUUCAACAUGAUCAGAGCACUUCAGGAAUCACGUGUAGAAUCGCAUUCCAUUUUGAACCAGGGCACCCCCUUUACAAAGCCAGGCGGAGCGAAAUCGCCCUGCCAGGCUCCAUACGAGGACCUCCCCUCCCCUCGUGGUCAGUUGCUUGGGUCCUGUCAAGGAAGGAGUUCUGUCCCAGGCUGACUCGAUUCCACCUCUGUCCGGCGGCAUUUCCAGCUUCCUGGCUGCAGUGAUUUUCUUGAAGGGUGGCGCUUUUCCCGUCUGCACUGUGCAACAUCAGCUUUGGCUGGUUUGAACUGUGCAGAUUUGGCACUUAGAGAAUUCCCUGACUCUCAGGGGUCUACCGGGUGAAGAGAAACUUUUUUGCUGCCUGGUGCCUUGAAUUCAAAUGGGCUUUGAGCUGGUACAGGUUCCCCGUAACGGGGGCUGGAAUCAGAUUUGGUUUCCCUGUUGCCAGUCUGUCCUGUAGAAGUGCAAGGACCCAGCAUGUUUAUUUAGAAGGAAGUCCAUUUAUUUUCUUUCCUAGCCUAUGUAGAAUUGCAAGCUAAAGCGUUUUAUUGCUCUGCACUGCAUUUUUAAAAGGGACACGAGACAGAAAGUCUGUAUCUAAAUUGCAGUUUUUCCUGCUGAGAAUUUUCAGCAAUUAGUAUUAUUCUCAAAAUAACCGCUACCGCAAACCACAAUCAAGACUAGGCUAUUUUGGCUGCCUUUUCAAGAUGCCUUUCUUGGUGCAUCAACUGUGGCCAGUUUGUAAGAAAAGGGAACUGGGAGGUGGUUCUUCAUAGGCGAGAUCAAAGAUUGCCUAAAAGUCCUCUCUGAGGGACGGGAUCGAAGCGAUUCAGGUCAGUGGCUAUUACAGCUUAACAUCUGAUGAGCACAGAACGCCUUUUUAAAGUGGUUUAACACGCACAAGGAAAAGGCUUAUGACAAGGUGCAUCAUUUGAACGACUUGGUUAUCCUGUAGGGAUCUAGGAUGAACCUGCUUUUGCAGAAUCAUCCUUGGAAACAUCGUAUGCGGGCAUCGUAUUCGAACGUCGUGCUUCCAUGCGCAUGGGGUCAGAGAAUCAGUUCUGUGUUCCCCUGUGAAGGCCAAAUGUCGCGCUGGAUUUGGCCCUUGAAGACCCCAUUGGAGCCAGUUCCUGUUUUUCCUACUGUGGUCAGGGCAGGAGAUCAGAGCUGGCCCUCUUGCUUCUAGUGGUGGAACAAGAGAGAAUAGCACUGCGUUUAGCUCACUGCUGUAAAGAGAAGUGUGUGUGGAUGGGAAAACGCAGGGCUCUCUACAUUUUACUCUUUAUCGGUGCACCUAAGGGGUAGAGCUGCCUAAGAGGAGUGCAAGGGACAGGGGCAUCCUUCGGGAAACUGAGAUUACGCAUGCUUUGGCAAAGCCAGGUUUGGAGCUGUUGGUAGUGCGGCUCUGGGUGAAUGUGGUGGGAAGCAGGUCUUUGUCCACACCGGCCUUGAUCAAGCUCUUGUCCAAACGGCCAGAACCUUUACCUGUAUCAGCUGUCCUUUUCUAGAAUAAUUGGCAAAACAGGUGGUAUAGUCUGCCCUUGGUCUUGGGAGAGCCAUCGCUUAUCGCUGCACUUUCUGGAAAUCCCAAGACAGCACACAGAAGGCACAAAGGAGUGUUCCACACACUCUGUAGGAACAAGUCCAGGUUUCAGUCGGGCAUAUGCUGAAAGAGAAGUCUUGGCGUCCAGGUGAAUGCGCCCGUGUUGUAAUCGAUUGUAUGUCUGCUUCUCUCUCUCUCUCUCUCAUUCCCUCCCUCCCUCCCCAAUCUCUCUCUCUCUCUCUCACACACACACACACCUUUAAAAGCUAAGUAUGCAUCCAAAAAUACGAUGAGUGAAUUGACUGGUUUCUUCCUUGAAAUGACCAUGAUCCAAAGACCUAUUUUAGGUACACUCAGGCCUUUAAGGGUGCUUCGGGGUAGGGAGUGGCGUGUCUUUUCUUUAAAAAAGGUGGGUGCACACAACCAUUUCACGCACAGGUUGUCGAAGCCAGCAGUCGUCAGGGGGCUUCGCCUGCAGCAUGGGAUGGCGGGCGUCCCGCUGCUUGGGUAGAAAAACCACCUUCCCGUGGCCAAGGGAACUAACCACACAAUUCUGGGAAGCAGGCCAGCACCUCGAAGUGAAGGCGCUGAAGCCCCUCGUGAAACGGGGGGGUGAAACGGGCAAGGCGCUCCAGUAAGGUUCAUUUGCAGGUGUUCAGACGCCUGCAUUGCCGUUUGUCUUUCUGUCUCUCUGUGUGUUGAAAAUACGUGUGUCCAGAGUGCCGGGAGUGAAGGAGAAUAGGGCGGGCUCGUGUGGGCACUGAGGACCAAAUUAGAGACUAGAAAGGGGGAGAGAGGUGCCCGCCGUGCCUCCUUCCCUGCCUCGCACCCCGACUUAGAGGGGGACGUGGAGGUUCACUCUGCCGUGACAUAACUGCACAAGCAAGCGAGCAAAAGGGGGUAGGGGCAGCUGCCCUCGGAGGGCGAUUCAGUAUCGCGAGCGGCCAGCAGAGCGCUUUUGCCUCUGGUGCCAGCCGGACCAGCGUGAAGGCCUUUGCACCACUCUGCAGGUGGCCCUGCAGGCUGCCGAACGCAUUCCGGGGGGCCCUUUCCCCGUUUAGGGAAGCAGGGGCCUCAAAAGCGACCAUCUUCUGAUCCAGGUGUUGCCGUUCAGCUGGGAAGGCAUUCCAGGCAACUGAGAAGGGUUGUCCCGGUGCUGCAAGGACUGUUGUCCCGGAGUUUCCCUGACUCCCUUGCCCCCGGCAGCCCCGAUCUCAGCUUAACCCCUUUUUGCUGACGGGUCAAGCGGGAUGCAGUCUCCUCUGAAGCGAACGCACACUCCCCCCUCCACCAGGGAGACGCAUGGCAGCCGAGAGCCCUUCCACUGCAUCGGCCGGCACCACCUUCCUGCGGCUCGGCUCCCGUCCGCCUUGCUUCAAAACGGGGUUCUGCCCAGUUGGGCAGCCAGGCGGAUCGCACUGCUGCGUGGCGCUUUGCUGUGGCUGCAGGGUUCCUUUUGGCAUUCCCUGACAGGAAGGGUUGGUGGGACCUUGGACGGGAACCGAAUGAUUGAACUGCCAAAGACUCAGUCAGAUUCCAGAAGUCCACUCUGACCCUCUGGAUCUUUUUUUUUAAUGGAAAAGGAUGUCUUGCGCACUCUUCUGGGGCUGGCUGGCUGUGGCCGUUGGUAAAGAGAUGAAGGAAAAAGUGCCAAAAGAUUGGGUUUUGUAAGAUGAUUGUAGUGCAUUUUAUGAUAUGACUGUCAGUGUUCUUUCUCUUCAAAGACGGCCCCGUCACGGAGUAUGGGCCGGACAAGCACCUUGCUGUCGUGCUCUCAAUGAAAGCCAAGCGAGAGGAAAGUAUAAGCCUUAAAGACUGAUUUUUUAAAAAACAAGACGGGCCUCGGAGCGUCGCUUAAGGGCCGCCUGCAGUGCUCUCUGUCGAGCCUCCUAGGACUGUGCCGGCAUCUCGGUUUUGCACUUGACCCGUGAACAGAGGCGCUCUUGCCUUCAGGAAGGCGCCAUCCCAACACCGUGCUGGCUUUCAGAGAGAGCGAGACGCAGUCCCAUAAAGACACAUUCCCUGCCCAGCGCCCGGUACGGGCAUGAAUGUCUGGCGAGGGACGGCAGCCGCUGAGACUGCCGCUGCACUGAAUGCCCACGGUGAGGUCAAAGCUGCCCCGUCUCCGUGGAGCUCUCCGGUGGGCACCAUCCAUUUUCUAAGAUUUGUACAGCCGAGGUCAGAUGCGAAGCACCUGUCCCACCGCCGCUCUUUCCAAACAUCGCAAGCAGUUUAGAGGUAGCUGCCACUAUGCAAACAAAACGAAAUACUUCUUGGCUCUAACUGGUGGGAUUUCAUGUACGACACUUUUUUCCAGUGUUUAAUUGUCCUAAUGGUUUCAAGGAGCAGACGUUGCUGUAUUUCUCCCCUUCCUGCACCCCGGCAGCCAACCCCGUGUGCUUUCAGUCAUUUGUGCUUUGAUGUAUAUCUUCGGUUUAGUACCGAAAACCAGUGCAGUACAAGACAAAGCAUCAUUUUGAGAUCGCAACUGAAUCACUGUGGCUUCAUCAGAUUUUUUUUGAUAAAACUGUUUACCGAGAAA